AUGGAGUACGGUCGACUUGUGGUGCUCGGUUAUAGCAGCUACCGCGUCGACAUGGUCCAGCGUCGUCGCAGUGGUAGUUUAGAGCUAUCAUCACCGUCAUUUGGACUCGCAGACGCUGCUCCAUUGGACACUACAGCGCUCUCCACUUCCGCUUCAGCGUCUUCGAUUAGUCACAAACGGUCACACUGGAAGCCGUUGGGCGAUCAAAAUGCGCACUUUGUGCUUGAAAAACGCACACGGGCCAAUGGUGUUCGUCUGCAUCGUUUUCAUCAUGUUGUCCCGGUCAUUGAGCUUCAGAAAAUGCGGAAAGGGGUUUGUAGAGACGUCAAGAGCACGACAUCACGUAUUAUGCAACGGAUUGAGACGUUAAAAAGUCGUGAAAUUGACGAGAAACACCUGGAAAAAGACGGAAAGUCGUCUUUUGUGCCAUACCAAAUGUGCAUCCCAAUGAACGACAAGGAACCAUUUGCUAGUGUCACGGAAUUUCAUGAAGAUUCGAGUGUCGAUAUGUUCCAGAUCGGUCGUAUGCCUUGUCGCCAGAAUGAUUUUGUGAUUCCAGGACCAAGAGUGGGAGCUUCUGGGACUAUUUCGAGAUAUGCAGCAAGGAUUGUGUGCUCACGUGAACCGCCAUUCGAGUGUCGUCUUUUUGCUGGAGGGUUUGAUGCUGCUCGACGUAUGAGCACGGCAGGACAUGCACUGAAAUACUGUACACGGUGUGGGAUGUGGUCGAAAUGUAUAGGGACCGAUCAUACGUGUGUGAUGCAGACGGUGAUGGAAAAGAUGAGUGAAGCUACGAGUGACCGAGACUUGUUAAGCUGCAAGAAGAAUAGUGAUAACCGAAUAAAGGAUGGUCAUGUGAUGCAUUACAUUGACGACACGAGAGAAGAUGGACCACUCGAGCAUUUGGAAUUGGGUGUACGCGAUCCAAGUGAACUACCACUGGACGGACUCACGAAAAAUGGGGUGCGGGUGUGGCUUCCCGAACAAAAGCAGUGGUUCGAGGUAUCAGUGAAUGGCAGUCUGUUCUCGAUUGAAUCGCGUGCGAUGGAUGAGAAGGUCCAGUCAUCCAGCUCUAGUUCAAAUGGCAAUGAUCGCCGUCGCCAUCACGAUCGAGCACUGCGAUCCCGCAGUGGUGCUUUUAACCGUCCAACUGGCAGCAUAGAAAAUCUGGCUCCGAUAUUGACUGACGGCGCUAUCAUUGACCUGGGUGGCGUCCAACUGCAAUUCCAGACCAGCUACAAGUCGGUGCUCAAAGCAAAGACAGAGAAUAGCGAACGCUUUGACACGCCCGUUGUCUACGGUCGGGUGACGCUGUCCUCGAUCAGCACGCAGCUUGAGCGGCUUAAUGUCCAGUGUCCCGUUCGACUAGACACGCUGCGUUUUACUGCUGCGGCUCCGGGUGAAGAGAUUCCGCUAAACGAGAUUCCCUAUGUGUUUCCAGCGUGUGGGCACGUGUUCGGGUAUGAUAAGCGGAUAGCCAGUUCGCACACAUGUCCUUUAUGUAGGACGUCAGGAUCACUGGUGCAGCUGCUGCUUAAAGAGAACUCGCAAUUGCAGUCCGCGGAAGAACAGCACGCAAUUCCUGAGUGCGUAUUUAAUCCGUGCGGGCACACGAUUAGCAGCAAACUCGCACAUCACUACUCAGCGCUGUUGAUGCCCAAUGGCCGGGCAAUCUGCCCGUUCUGCGCAAUGCACCUUGAUCUGCGCGUGCCAUUCUCGAGACUCUACCUUUAUUGCGACUCUGAAUGA
Messenger RNA from Peronospora farinosa, 1749 nucleotides. The record is from the annotation of a GenBank genome assembly. NCBI's taxonomy places the organism in Eukaryota, Oomycota, Peronosporomycetes, Peronosporales, Peronosporaceae.